AGGAGUUGAAGAAGAGAAGAACAGGCAAAAAUAGGACGAGGCGAAGUAGUGGUUUGCGAAGAGUGUUGCUCCAAGGAGUCCGCGGAUGACGUGAAACGCUGUGCUCACAUCUGGAACAGCUUGUGCAGCUGCACCUGAAGAGGAAAGCUCCUUCGCGCAGCCUCUGCCGGCAGUUUCUCCUUCCUCCUUCUGCUCUUUUUUCCCCAGUUCUUUUUUUUUUCUGGUGAUCUGUAAUUCUUUUUCUCUCUGGUUUCUGCCUGCCUUAGUGCUGGGAUGGUUUCCCGCUGUGCAUCAGACAAGAAGAGCAUGUAAAUUGAAGACAAAGAGAAGAGGGGAGACAAGAGAAAAGCGGACAUUAACAUGGAAAGGAACUAUUAGGUAUGAGGUAGGAAAGAAAAGUUUAUGUUUGCGUUAUGAGUGUAGGUGCAGAGAAGUGGGGGCAGGAGAGGAAAAAGAAAGGAAUGGAGGAGGAGGCACAGGGGGGAUUAAGAAGCUGGAAUGUGCUAACAUUGGAGACCUGAGUUUUUGUUUGCAUUUGGCACAGCACAUCCUGUCACUCCACAGGUUUGUCCACACGUUCAGUUAUUUACCAACACACACACUUACUUACGUGCUCACUGUUUGCUUUGGAGGAUGGUCCCAGGAGGCCAUGCCAGGAGAGGUGAACACCUUCCAAGGAGCUAGGUUUCCUCCCACCCUGCUUCCCAAAAGUAUCCUCCUUCUCUCUUCUCACUCCUUUUCUUAGCCCUUCUGUCUUACCUGCACCAGUUUCAACAUGCUGCAGCUUCAGAGUAACAGAAAGGCAAGAAAUCUUCCAGAAUGCCCUCCGGAUACAGCUACAGUCACCCCGGCUGAGGAAAACUAAGUAGCUUUCACUUGUAGACUAACCUACAGGAUGUCUAAAGCCUCCCGGCUUGCUCGCCCCCCAUCAGCGGGAGCAGGAUCCAAGCUUCCUUCCCCAAGAAAGGAAUGCCCUAGCACCACGGCCUUGGCUUGUCGUGCCCGGGUACUAAGUGUGGGGGAGAAGCUAAUGAGGGCAGGUAACGAUGGUGCCCUGAACAGACAGAAGCCCUUAAGUGGAGCUGUGACACAGGACAAACCCCAAAGUGAGACCCAGACUGAGAUUCGGGACACUAGUUCAUGUGAAAAGGACCAGAAUGUGGAGAUGGUAUCUCCCAAAAGCAGGAUCAGCCCACCCAAAGUUUCAAGUCAGCAGCAGGGUUCAGUGCAAAAACAAACCAAAAGCAACCUGAAGGUGACCUCCCCAGAGGACACUGAACAUGUAAGCCGUAGGCAGGCGUCUCCAAAUGGGACAUCUUCUACAAGAGGGGAUGCCAAAGGCAACCGCACUGUCCCUCGAAGGCACACAUUAGGUGGGGCCCGCAGCUCCAAAGAGAUCCUGGCCAUGCAGCCAUCAGAUAUGGACAAGAAGAGGGAGGCCUUCCUGGAGCACCUGAAGCAGAAAUACCCCCAUCAUGCCUCAGCAAUCAUGGGCCACCAGGAGAGGCUGAGAGAGCAGUCUUUACAGGCCAUGAUUGCUUCUCUUCACUCUGAGCUUGACAUUCAGAGGUAUUUGAUGAAAAUCCAAUCACCCUACCAAAGCAGAAGUCCAAAGCACGGCCCCAGCCCACAGCCUGGCAUUGGGGAUCAGGUCGACCACCUAUCCUUGGCCUCACUAGAGUCGUUGGACACCAUGUCUGAAACGGACGCACCCACAGCCUUCACCCGCGGCAGCCGAGUCCGUGCCAGCCUGCCAGUGGUGCGAUCGACCAACCAGACAAAGGACCGCUCAUUAGGUGUACUCUACCUGCAGUACGGCGAUGAGACCAAACAGAUCCGCAUGCCGAAUGAGAUCACCAGCAUCGAUACAAUCAGAGCUCUGUUUGUCAGUGCCUUCCCGCAGCAGCUCAACAUGAAGAUGUUGGAGUCACCCAGUGUUGCUGUCUACGUCAAAGACGACAUGAGGAACAUGUACUACGAACUCACUGAUGUCAGGAACAUCACAGAUCACUCUUGCCUCAAAGUGUACCACAAGGAUCCCGCUCAGGCUUUCAGCCAUGGACCUCGGCCUGCCAACGGCGAUGCCAGGAUGCACAACGAGAUGGCACAUGUCACCCGUGAUGGUCAGCACCCUCUUAGACAUCCACCUAUGGGUCCUCCAUCACACCAUCCCCUGCAGGGAGCACUCCCACCUUCUCCCCACUCCAUGCCACCAUCCCCCUCCCGAAUCCCAUUUGGCCCACGUCAGAACUCUGUCCCUGGAAGCGCCACUAUCCCAAGGGACCGGAUGUCUAGUGUCAAUCCUCCAACCCGGUCCGUCUCUCCUUGUCCCAGCGCUAUACUGGAGAGACGGGACGUGAAGCCAGAUCAAGACUUGGGUGGGAAAAGCCACACUCUAACUAGAGGGAAUGAAGGUUUGUAUGCAGAUCCAUAUCUGCUCCAAGAGGGACGAAUCAACAUGACUGCAGGUCAUGGGCAGCACGGCAGCCCUGGACUUGAUGGUCCAGAACAUGGCAUGGGGGGAUUUCACCGUGCCUCCAUCCGCUCUGCAAGCUCUUAUGGUGGGCCCAGUCCUACAGACUCUGUUGAUCACUCUCCUUUGUAUAGGCAGAAGUCUCGAAACAGUCAGUUGCCUACUUUGGGUUCCAAGACUCCUCCUCCGUCCCCUCACAGGAUGACUGAGGUACGGAUGAUUGAUAUCCACAGCAUGCCCCCUCAUGGUGUACCACCUCAUGGUGUUCCACCUCAUGGUGUUCCACCUCAUGCUGUCCCACCUCAUGGUGUUUCCCUGGAGAGAGGCUCACCAGUGCGCCAGUCCUUCAGAAAGGAAGAAGUUGCAGGGGCUAAGCCCAGGAACAGCAUGGGAUCUCCUGUGGUCCCAGACCCUCAAGGUCACUCUCAAGGGCCCACUCCAACUCCAAAUGACCAGGAGACACGAGAGCGAAUGAAGUUUAUGGAGCAACAGAUUACCAGCUUGACUGGUCUUGUUCAUCAUGUACUUUUAAAGGCUCCAAACUCUAGUGGCAACAAGGAGUCUCAAAGCGAGAGAACACCAAAUACUUCAUCUCCAGCUCACAGCACACCUAGUUCAGCAGGUGGAUCUACUAUCUUGGUUCCUAAAACAAGUUCAGCCCCACCAGACAAGAACUUAUCUCCACUCAAAGUGAAUCUCAUGCAGUUCAGACAGAAUGUUUCUGACCUCAGGAUACAACUUCAUCAGAUGAGACAGUUGCAGGUCCAGAACCAGGAGGUUUUACGGGUGCAGCUGAAGCGGGCAGAGCAGGAAAUUAGUAUUAAACUCACAGAGGCUAUGCGGCGGGUGGAAGACCCUGUCCAGAGGCAGAGAGCUGUGGUAGAGGAGGACAGGCACAAGUACUUGGGUCUGGAGGAGCGUGUUCUUGUACAGCUCAGUGAGCUGGAGCAAUAUGUAGCAUCUCUGCAACAAGAUUCAGCAACAACAACCAGGGUGGUGACCUUAAAGGAUGUAGAGGAGGGAGCAGUAACUCUGAGGAAGGUGGGAGAGUCUCUGGCCGGUCUUAAAGGAGAGUUCCCAGCCCUGCAAACCAGAAUGCGAGCUGUGCUCAGAGUGGAGGUGGAGGCUGUUAAAUUUCUGAAGGAAGAGCCUCACAAACUUGACAGCAUGCUAAAACGGGUCAAGAGCCUGACCGAUACUCUCAGCAGCCUGAGAAGAUAUGCAACCGAAGGCUCUCAGAAGGGAGUAGAUAUUUCCACCAAUGCCUCAGUAGGUGUCAACCACACAAAAGCUGCAGAAACCGCUGUAGAAGCUCCAUCAACAUCAGUUCAGCUCGCCUCUUCCUCAGCUCCACCAGAGGCACAGAGCUCCACCGUAAGAUCAGAGGUGAUGCCCUCCUCCCCAGUGGUCAUCCAUCAUGUCCAGAGUUCUCCAGUUCACAUACAGCAGUCCCAGCAAUCUGCAGCCCUCAUAGCUCAGCCCAGUCCUCCCCUUACCCCUAGCCCUACUCAGAUUCCCAGUCCUAACCUGAGUAAGCCUCAAGACUGGGAAUCUCCAAAAGGGUCGGUCUCAGAUCCAUCAAGUCCUGCUCGCCUCAAGAAGAUUCAUGGGAAUCUGGUGAAUAAUGGCAACAGCGCUCCUCAUCAGGAUCUUGUAAUAGAGGAGCUCCAGAACACCAAGGAGAAAAACAAAAACAGAGUUAUUUCCAUUGAGGCAGCUGAGAAGGAAUGGGAAGAGAAAAGGCAGAAUAUGGGUCAUUAUGAUGGCAAAGAGUUUGAGAAGAUCCUUCAAGAGGCUCAGGCCAACAUGAUGAAGGGAAUUCCAAGCUUAGAGGUGGAGGAAAGCCAAAUACUGCCCUCUGCUGGCAUAGUAGAACAUAGAGACAUUCCCAGCCCUUUUGAGUCACCAUCAGAGGAGUCCCUAGCAGACAAACCCACCAAAAAGGGGUCCGAUAAACUACAGAAGCCUUUAUUGGAUAAAUCUAUUAAGCCAGCAUCUUCAAAAACUGCCAUUAAGUCAGCAGCCACUGACAAUUUGACCAGACAGGGAUCUGACAAAUCAAACAAGUCCCCACCACCGCCACCUCCAAGAAAAUCCUUCUCCAGCUCAAACUCAGGCAUGACUACAACACGUUCUGGAGAGGUGGUCUAUACAACUCGGAAGGAAAGCAUCUCAGCACAGGAGGUUGAGGAAGAUGCUCCUCCUCCAUCCCCUCAGUUCAAACCCACAAAGGUUGCUCCGGAGACCAAGCCGAAGCCCAUCACACCCCCUCCUGUUACUGCUUCUGUUAACAGAGAAGAGGAGGAUGAAGGGGACAAGAUCAUGACGGAGCUUCAGGUUUUCCAGAAGUGCACAUUUAAGGAUCUAGGGAUAAAAAAUUUGGUUGAGCCUACCAAUCGAAUUGAACCCCAAAUCAAAGAACUAAGACCAGGGAAUUUGUUGCCCCACAAAGAGAAAAAGCAGAGCUCAGAACCAAGUCGAGAGGAUAAAGACCCAAACACAGAUGAAAAUGGAAACACAACUACAAGACAAAGCCCUGGGGUCAUAUAUUAUGUGACUGGCCAGAUUCCCAAAGAUCAACCACCCCCAUCAGGACUGGAAGACACCCCAGAACACAGGGAGUCCUCACAGCCUCUAACACAGGUGUCAAAUGUCAAUGCUAAUGACAAUUCUCCAAGCCAGCAGCUGCAGAUGCUGCAGAUGCAGAUGUCUCCACAACCAAAAUCACCUCCACCUGUUACACCCCCACCUAUAUCACCUAAACCCACUGGACUCAAUGGAUUCAAACUGCCACAAAAGCAAGUAAAGCGUGCUGAAUCCUUGAAGACUAGUGCAGAAGUACAGAAGGAAAAGAAACUCAACAAAACAAACACUGAAAAGAAAACCAAACAGGCCUCAGAGCAUGUUUCCUCAUUUAAAAAUAUAAAGCCUCAGCAAAUAUUACCCACAAUGAGCAAUCCUGUAAAAGAGAUACCUAAAGUUCAGCGACUCGGAAAGACUGCAAGUAACAAACGUAAUUUGACUCUAGCUAAUUUUGAUGAUGGUGAUGAUGGAGCUGGUCUUAGCCCUGACUUACCUGGAGAGGAACCUCCCCCGCCACCAGACAUUGCAUUUAUGAUCACUAACAAAAAGGUUCAGCCACUUUCUUGUGGCGAGUACCAAGAACUGGUCAGCGCCAAGAAGGGUAAUGUUCAGACAGUUACAGUUGGCAGUGCAUCAAACAAAGCCAACACCACAGUCGAUCCCACUAUGCCACAAGAUAAUGGCUUCAACAGGAAGCCUGUCAUCAUCAUUUUUGAUGAGCCAAUGGAUAUCCGCUCAGCUUACAAGCGACUGUCCACCAUAUUUGAAUGUGAAGAAGAACUGGAGAGAAUGCUUGCAGAAGAGCGCAUAGAUGAAGAAAGUGAAGAGUCAGACACUGAAAGAAGCACUGGGUUGCAAGUAAGAGCUGGUGGUGCAGAAAUGGUUGAUGGUGAAAAGAUCAUCUCCACACAAAGUACUACAGAGCACACAGGGUCAUCAUCCUCAUCUUCAUCUUCAAUAUCUGAACUAAUGGACAGUGGAAUGAACACAGAGACAAAUGGAGAUGCCAAACAAGAUGGAAAGAAGAAGUUUAAAUUUAAGUUCCCAAAGAAACAACUAGCAGCAUUGACACAAGCAAUUCGCACAGGCACCAAGUCUGGAAAGAAGACCUUACAAGUGGUGGUGUAUGAAGACGAGGAAGAAUAUGAUGGUACAGUUCGGCAGCACAGGGAAGCAAAGAGAUUUGAGAUCACUCGCUCAAAAUCCUUUGCAGAGGGCACCAAGGGAUCAGUGUCUAUCACACAAACAGACCAGAACUCAGACACCCUUUGCAGAACCAAUGAGAUUCGGAAGAAUGCCUACAAGACUCUGGACAGUCUAGAACAAACCAUCAAACAGCUAGAAACAACUAUUAAUGAAAUGGGACCAUGCUCCCCGGAGGAGCCAGCCGGCACUGAAGACACCAUGGCAAGAACUGGGAAAGAAUCUGAUGUGGUUGGGUUGAAGAGGUCUUCCUCUCUCCCUACCUCUAGAGUGCAUGGGCCUAAAGUAUCCAGUAAAGGUUUGCUGCAGAAGAAGACAAAACCUGAGCUCCUUCCUCGCCCUGUUGUCGCUCCUUCUUCCACCAGCACCUCCACCACAGUCCUCAGUGUACCCACCAGCAUACAACAGAUCCCCUUGCAGAACACCAGUGCCGCUUCCCCUACUAGUCGGAUGCCGGUCCCUUUGUCUGCGAAGUCCAGACAGUCGCCGGCUACAUCUGACAAAGCUGGAAAACAGCAAAAACUGCAGGACGCUCAGAGGCAAUUUCGACAGGCUAAUGGAAGUGCUAAAAGAGUGGGAGGGGAUCAUAAAACUGCUUCCCCUACUAUACCCGUCUCUAAAAUCCCUGCUUUUUAUCCUAGCUCUGCUAAAGGCAGCUGCCAGUCUGCGCUAAACUCAGAUGCUACUAAUCCCAUUAACCCGUCUUCUUCUGCUCCUCCUUCUGCGACAAAGUCCUCUCACACCCCCCGUUCCGGUUCCCUACCCUCAUCCCAUAUCCCCUCACUGUCUAACGGAUCCCUCAAACUCCCUGCACCUUCACAACACACAGGUAAAGCUCUCUCGUUCUCCUCACAGACUCAGAAUGGUCGAGUGCACUCCUCCUCCUCCUCUUCAUUCUCCUCCUCCUCCUCCUUCUCCCCCUCCCCUCUGUCUCCUACACCAUUGGGGCCAGGUGGAAAGAGCAUCCGCACCAUACACACCCCCAGCUUCACCAGCUACAGAUCGCACAACGGCAGCAGCAGCAAAUCCUCCAUCCCAACAACUACAGCAGCUAAGGACACAACUUAGCCACAUUAUCGCCAAGCGUGCUUUACAGCACAGCAGGUAGACCUGAAUAUAUUCCAUGUAAUAAUUUUGUUGCUUUUUAUGUUAUUUUAUUUUUUUUUUAUCAUUUGAAAGUAUUAUUAAAAUAAUGCACUCACUCUGUUUAUAUUUUGACACUGGCAUUUGCGCACUGUUUAUUUCUUUACGGUUCCUUUCCUUUUCUUUCAGUUCCCUUUUAGAUUUAAACAAUACUUGUAGUGAUUCAUAUUCUGCAUCAGAGGUGAACCCUAUGACUUAUGUUGUAAUUUUUUAUUUUAAUGACUCUUACACAUAAUUGUAGAUUGAUUUUGUAGUUGAAUUGAAAGUUUUUAUUGUGGUGAAAAUCUAUAUUUUUUGCAGUAGUUAUGAAUAGGGAAUAUAUAGUUAAUUUGCAAUCAACAUAUCAUAUAAAUUCUUUCAAUUUUGGGAAAAAGAGAAAUGUAUUAACUAGUAUAUUUAAUCCUCUAUAUUUCUUACAUUCAAGACAAAAUGUAGAAGCCUUUAAUGAAUUUAUACAGAAUUUAUGAUGAAACUCAUAAUUAACUUAGUUUUCCAAGAGUAUUUUCUUAUUUUUCACUGUCAUGAACUGCCAACUUCUUUAAUAGAUAUCAGCUGUUCUCAUUAAUGCAAGUUUUCGUUUUAUUGUGCCUAUUUGCCAAAGUGGUUGUAUUCUGACUUACUUCAUGCCUAACUACAAUCAUCUACUUUUGGAAAAUUUACUUGGCUCUUCUUGUUGCGACAGCUGACAUCAGUGGUCAAAAGUUGUGCUAACAUGUAUUGUUGCUGUUCAUGUGAUCUGUACUGAAAACAAAGUCAACGAGAUGUACAUACCAGUAAAUGCUUCUACUAAGAAAAUAAGUAGGUUUUUCUUUUAACAUACCAAAGUUUAUUUGUAUGCAUGCCUUUGAAAUAUUUUAGGAGAGUAAUGUAAAAGAGACAAAAAUAUGUUUGCACAAAUAGAUUUUGUAAAUAUUUUGGUUUUCUUUCUCUUUUUUGUAAAGCUUUAAGUCAUGACAUAAAUGAACAAUAUGGUUAAAGGCAAAAGUUUGAUGGAGUAGCAAACGCAAAUAAAGACCUGCAUGCUUCUAGUGCA
Gambusia affinis (western mosquitofish) is the source of this 8435-nucleotide messenger RNA. RefSeq names its product sickle tail protein homolog. Lineage: Eukaryota; Metazoa; Chordata; Actinopteri; Cyprinodontiformes; Poeciliidae. The transcript has 22 exons. Bases 896 to 7327 code for a protein of 2143 amino acids. Gene Ontology annotation, cellular component: cytoplasm. The record is from RefSeq and is a predicted model, not a curated record.